GGGCAAGUUAUUAAUAUAAUUUUAAUAAAUCAAAACUCUUCUUUAGCGCAAAUGUUGCAGAUGGCGUUAAGGAGGGCCUGAUAGAAAUGUUGGGAGUUGGUUCUGUUGGGGAGGAGGAGAAAUACUUGGGGCUGCCAGCCCUCUUUGGAAGAAGUGAAAGGGAGAUUCUUGGCUAUAUGAGGGGUAGGGUUCUUAAACGAAUCCAAAAUUGGAAUAAUAGAUUUUUAUCUAAAGCAGGACAGGAGGUACUCCCGAAAACCGUGAUUCAGGGCCAUGCCAACAUUUGCUAUGAACGUCUUUCUUCUACUCGUGGAUUUAUGUCGGGAGGUAGAUGUCAUUAUGAACGGCUAUUGGUGGAACGGUAAUGGCGGCAAAGGUAUUAGAUGGAGAAGUUGGGAUUAUUUAUGUAGACCAAAAAAAUUAGGAGGUGGAUUGGGGUUUAGGAAAAUCAGGGACUUUAACAAGGCCAUGCUGGCAAAACAGGGCUGGAAGUUGUUAACAGAGCCUGAUUCUUUGGCUAGACGGAUUUUUCAAGCUCGUUACUACCCUGGGCAGUCCUACCUCACAACUUCAUUGGGCAAUAAGCCCUCUUUUAUAUGGAGGAGCCUUGUUGAAGUUCAAGAUAUUAUUCGGAAGGGGGUUAGAUGGCGGGUCGGUGAUGGGGAAUUCAUUAAUAUCUGGCGCGAUCCUUGGCUACCUGACAAAAUCAACCCUUUAAUUUUAUCAGACUGUUUUCAAGGUUUGGAGGAGGCACUGGUGGCUGGAUUACUGAACUCGAGAAGAGAUGUUUGGGAUGAGGAUAUUCUGAAGGAUUUGUUUAAUGAUAGGGAUAUUGAUCUUAUCAGAAGGAUUCCAUUGAGCAAUAGGGUGGUUCCUGAUAGAAUGAUUUGGGCAGGAGAGGAGAAUAGAUGCUUCACAGUUAGAAGUUGCUACCGGAGGAUUGUUGGAGAAAUAACUUUGGUCGAAUGGACGGGCUGGACAUCUAUGUGGCAUCUCAAUUUACCCCCUAAAAUUAAGUUUUUUUACCGGCAGGUAUGUUGUGGAUGUCUUCCAACAAUGAAUAACUUGAAGUCAAGAGGAGUUGACUGUGAGAUUCGAUGUGGCUUAUGUGGUGAGGAAGAUGAAUCCCCAUUUCAUCUUUUUUUCAAAUGUACGGUAGCUAGAACGGCGUGGGGUGCAGCUAGUUGGACGAAGGCGGGUCAAUCAGCCCAUAACUUUUUAGAUUGGCUUGAAUGUGUGAGCAGAGUGCUUAAGCCGGAGGAAAUGGAGAUUAUCGUUUCUGGGUGUUGGGGCUUGUGGAAUGAAAGGAACCAAAGAGUCUGGUGCAGGGUUCAGACGGAUGGAUCGCAAGUGAUGCAGAAAACCCGAAUUUAUCUGCAGAUUAUCUGUAGGUCUGGAAGCAUAUCUGGCGAGGUUAUCUGCAAGUGGCAGCGACCGGUUGAAGGGCAGAGGAAGAUCAAUGUUGAUGCUUCGAUCGGAGGAGAGAGCUGCGGUUUUGGCUGGGUUGUUCGCGACUGCUCUGGCUCUUUUGUUGCAGGAGGAAGCAUAAUACGAAGGGGUCAGUUGUCUCCGUAUGAAGCUGAGCUGAUGGGCUUAAGGGAGGUUCUCAGUUGGCUAAAGGAACAACAAUGGGAUUUCAUUGAUGUGGAAUCUGAUUCCCUUUUAGCUAUCAUUGAAAUUCGAAAUGGUUCCGGGUCUUCCUAUUCGAGUGUUCUGGCAGAAGAUAUAAGAGACUUGAUGGCUAACUUUGUUAGUACUCCCUCCGUUCCCCUACUAUUGGUACGGAAGGGAGUGGUGUUGUUUUUAAGAAAAGUAGAAUUAUGUGGUUGGUAAUAAGUUGAUAAAGUGGAAAUAAAGUAAGGAUGAAUUAGAGCCACACAAAUGUUACCAAAUAUAGAAUGAGACAAUAAUAAAGGGACAUCCAAAAAUGAAAAAUGGGACAAUUAUAGGGGGGCAAAGGGAGUAUUAUUUAUUCUCAUGUUAGACGUUCAGCAAACCGGGUGGUUCAUGCCAUGGCAAGGGCAGCGGGUUCUUGGUCUGAAAGUCGAGUUUGUUUUUCUGUUCCCUCACUUUUUUUACGGAUGUAUUGAAUAAUGAUUUGAUUAAUAGCAAUUGAUUUUAUUCUAUCCAAAAAAGCUAAAAAUGCUUUGAAGUGAUGUAAUUUUCAAAAUGAAAUUCGUUACCAC
Cuscuta europaea is the source of this 2186-nucleotide messenger RNA. The record is from the annotation of a GenBank genome assembly. Lineage: Eukaryota; Viridiplantae; Streptophyta; Magnoliopsida; Solanales; Convolvulaceae.